Messenger RNA from Pseudocercospora fijiensis CIRAD86, 2712 nucleotides. RefSeq lists its product as uncharacterized. The record is from RefSeq and is a predicted model, not a curated record. The transcript is spliced from 6 exons. Bases 1 to 2712 code for a protein of 903 amino acids. Lineage: Eukaryota; Fungi; Ascomycota; Dothideomycetes; Mycosphaerellales; Mycosphaerellaceae. Gene Ontology annotation, biological process: carbohydrate metabolic process. Gene Ontology annotation, molecular function: hydrolase activity, hydrolyzing O-glycosyl compounds.
AUGCUGUUUCUCGUGGCCUUCCUCUUCUUGGUGCGCAUUGCCGCAGGCGCUGGACGCAAUGCGACGAGUUCAAGCCAGUGUUCAUGCGGGUUCCGUGAUCCGCAGACUGGAGAGCUUUAUACAGAAUCAAUAAUUAUGUACUUCAACGAAACCACAUCGGUGGACCAACAUGUUCUUCGACUCAUGGACUACAGUCACAAGAAUCAGAAAGGCUGGACCACUACGUUUCGACAAGGAGCAAGCCCUGCAAAUGUCCGAUUCGGCAACAAUGGAUCUCUCCCCUGGCAAGAUGCCGUAGAUGGCACUGCUCCGAGAUUGGAAAUGGUACUGGGUGCCCGCAGAUUUGACCAUCUUUCCAAUGGAGCUGAACUUCAAUCGCUUCGACGCGACAUUCUGUACGGCAGCUUUCGAGCCGAAAUGCGUUCACCUUCUUAUCUGGAACGAGGAAGUGCCAUGUCGAUGUUCUUGCAGUACAACGACACUCAGACUGCUACCAUCGAUAUGUGCAACAUGGACAUGCCCACGAAGGCAAGGGUCCUUCAACUCAUCAAUGGUGAAUCGCCAUCCUACUCUCUUGCAACCAAUUACAGCUUGAUCGAGAAAGGAGAUCCACCAAGGAUUCCAGCGCUCUCCCCAUAUAGCUUUAUGGAGCUGCGAAUAGACUGGACCGACGACACAUUGGAUUUUUGGAUCAACAAUAAUCGCACUCGUCGAGCUACGAAGAAGGAGAGGACUCUGCCAUCGGUCCCUCAGACGCUGUAUUUUUCCCACUGGUCCACUGGAGACCAGUACUACAUGCAAGGUCCGCCUGUCAAUGCCUCUGUCGCACAACUGCAGUGGGUACGAGCAUUCUUCAACACGUCUCUCAUGACGAAAGCGGACCAUGAAAAGUAUGAUCAGCGUUGCGAAGCGAUUACAGCCUGCUCUGUGGAUGACAUGACUCUGCGUGAGUCAACGGAAUACCAAUCAGCAGCUGUGGUCAAGUGGAAGCCGUCAACUCCGCACCAACGCAUUCGUGAUGUUGCAGGCUACAUCGCCGCAGCUUUCAGCGUGUUUGGGGCCGUGUCAAUUAUCAAUGCGCUCAUCCGACGAGGGCCUUGGUGGAGAAUCAAGAAGAAACUAAAGGCUCUCCCUGGUAGCAAGAGGCAUUCUACGCAAGCACUUCGCAAGUCACUUCGAGAAUCUAUCGGUACGGAUCUGGCAAAUGCUUCAUACCCUGGACCCCCGGCAGGUGAUCUUUAUGGAAGCAUCUGCCAGCCCGUUGCGAACAUCAAGUCGAAGUCGCAAGUCGUACGACUCAAGAUCGUCAAGCGAGCGCGAGCACAAGCACCGCAGCUUUAUGGAUCUGGAAGGCCGCUCAAUCGAGAAGAAGGUCUUGUGGCCCUGUGCUGUAUCAUGGUCACGCUGCGCCAUUUCUCGCUGACAUUUUGGCCUUAUGUCACCACAAGUGGAGGAUAUGUAAUGCAUUUCAAAGCAGAUCUCGUGCUAUCUUACAUCUUGGGACCAUACAUCCUGACCCCUCUGUGGAUUGGACCUUUCUUCGUCACUUCAUGUCGCUUUCUGGCGCAAAGAUACCUCAAGACUGGCAAGCUGAACGACAUUGCCAACAAAAUGCUGCUGCGAGCGCCACGAAUGCUUAUACCGGUUUUCAUAUUCAUGACGCUGGAAUAUUUCUUGAUCUCGCUUGGACUCACAAGCAGGCUUGAAUGGCUUCCAAGCGUCUCGUACAGCACCUGGCCGUAUGUCACGCCUCAGCCGAACUUUGGAGUGUUCUUGAACGAAGCAGUGGAAAUUUCGUAUAUCACUCCAAACGCUGCACCAGAGGUCAUCAAUCAUUACUGUGUUGGUGUACUCUGGACUAUUCCUGUACAGCUCCAAUUUUCCUUCGUGACCCUCUUGGCAACAGUCCUCGUAAAAGAUGUCAAGACACCAUGGAAGCGAUUUUCCUUCUACACUUUCACAAUCAUCUGUGGGUGGUACGGACAGAGCUGGUCUGCGUGCCAUUGGCUUGGCCUUAUGCUGGCAGAUCUCGACAUUACUUACGACUGGAAGAAAUGGAUAUACGCCCGAUGGUGGCGACAUUACGGCAUCAUCACAAUCGCCGUUGUGAUCACGCUUGCAACACCAUUGGCACUUCUCUUCAACUCGUCCGUUCUUUUCUGGUCAUUCAUGUCCUGGGAGAACGCCAUCCAUCCCAACCCCACCACCGGAAGACCGAUCUAUGAGUCCCUUCCUAGCAUCUGGUGGGCGUAUCCUCAGUACUACGAGCCCAAUCUGGCAAUCCUUACAUUCAGUCUCGGCCUUCAACUGAUCGUCGAACUUUCGACGUGGACACAGAAGGCUCUCAGCAUUAAGAUCGUCACAUUCUUCCAUCCACAUAUCAUGACAAUAUAUCUGAUGCACGGAUUCGUGUUCUGGAGUGUUGGAGCCAGCGUAGCUGUAUGGCUUAGCGGACUGAGCUUUCCGUAUUGGGCUACACUGAUCAUCACGGCGCUCUUCUCAUACGCUACGAUCUUGUUCUUUGCCGUGAUUAUGACCCCCCUGAUCGAGUUUGCUACGAAAGGCUCGGUGAAGAAUAUUUGGCGAUGGGCUACAGAAGAGCCUGUGCCGCAUAGACGAACCACAGCACCUUUCACGAAGGACCUCGUUCUAGGAAGAAUGCAGGAUGAGGGAGAAGAGAAGAAAGCGAAUGCGCAGGUACAGACAGCGUGA